CCGGUUCUUGGCGAAGAUGAUAUACUAAACAGAAUAGUAAGUGUCCAGGUCACACCGAAUGAGAUGGAGCCAGUACCUGCGGCUUUGAGCGAUCACAAGAUAUUUGUCGAAUGUGGGCAGUUUCUGAAAGAGGUGUGUCCUCCGGACCGGCUUGCCGUGUCCCUAUAGGAAGCAGGUCGUCUACAGGCCAAUGAGCUCAUAGCACUCACAUGCGUCUGAUGCGCCUAAGAACGCACCUGUGAGUAGUGUAGUGAUGACAUGAGGAUCAAGAGAUCUUCCAAUGGAGAGGUCUAGCGAAGCGUGUUCCGAGUCUCCUGUCCUUAAACGCUUCUCCUGGGCCGCAGCAUAGCUGAGGGCCUGUAGCGCAGCAGAGCCCCCUUCAUCAGGGCUACGCGGGCGCUUGACAAUGACUGAUUUGGCGGGUUUCAGAGAGUCGACGGUGGCUUGAGAGGUUGUUGCGACGGCUGGGGCAGGAGGAGGCUUGGGUUUCUUUCGUUCUGGAGGAAGUUCAUCGAAGCCGCUUGACACUUACUGGCACUCCAAGCAAGGGGGGCCGCCUUGAGGAAUGGCACAGCGACUUUUGGAUCUUCGCUAGGACAUCAUCAUCAGGAGUGUGGGCAAGGAAAGAAGCCGAAGAGAACGUACGCAACCGUCACAUGGCCUUAGCUUGCGGGAUCGGAACGGCCGAGAAAGCUGAACCUUGGAAACAUCCCCGUCUAAACCGCGGAAACUAGUGGAUCACGAAGAACGGGCGCACUUGAGGGCUAGGCUCCGCUUCUGACGGCUGAGCGUUCCAUGACAUUUGGAGCAACUUGAUUUCGAAGGCUGUCCGGCCGCGGCGAAGAGGGGAUAUUGACGAGCGCGGCACAGAACGCGAUUGUUUCGAAUGUUUCGACUCCUAGAAACAACUGCAAGUUCUGUGAGACCGUCCUUCGUGUCACGAUCCUGACAUGUGACUUAAUGAUCACUGGAACGGCUUUCGUACCUUCUCCACAUUUGCUCCCGAGCAUCAUGCUCAAACGUCUCCGUCCAGCAUCCCCUACUUUCCCGAGCACAACAGAACCAGAAGACGGGUCGAUUCCAGACCCGAAACGGCGCAGAAUGCUCCCGCCAACUCUGGAUGGCAUGUCGAGAUCGCUGCAUUGCCACUAUACUCCCGACCUCGAAGACGAUGAAGAAGACGACACGAAUGUCGACGAGUCUUUCCAGCAUGACCCGACGCAAAGCCGAGAAUACCGUUCUGCAAACCAUCUCCUGCACGAUCUACACGCGUCACAUCGGCACAGACUCAUCUUCUCCUCCGCUUCGUCACCCUUGCUGCAAUCAUUAGACAGACGAGAGUUUCCCGUAAAGGACGUCGUGCAGACUUCGAGUCCCUUGCAACGCGAUAAAUUUUACGACUCCAGUAGCAUCAAUGAGGAUGGAGCACCGGUGGGAGAACUCGAGAGCGUCAAGAUCCGGUAUCAGGACAAUAACAAACUACUGGGCUCUCUCGUCCUCAAUCGUAGGCGACAGCUUGACUCGGACACAUAAUGAACCGCUGAAGCCCAUUUGUAAUUUCCUUGGAGUCUGCAGAACAUCACCGCACAAUUUAUCAGGCAUUGCUCAUACUAGAAUUCUGUACUAUUAUCCAUACUUGCUCUCUUCGGGUCGCGAUCUUAGUGUAAUCCGCUUUUACUAAUCACACUCGGCCGCGCGUUGUCCACAGGCCAAUUUGAUUCACACGUAAGGGACUGAUGACACGUGAUCGCAAUCCCUUUGAACAGUGCUACUGACUACUGGGAUCUGCGGUGAAUAUGCUCCCUCGAAGCGUGCUCAUAUGCAGCAGAAACUUCUCCUCGUCUACGAAGCGGUCUGUUCGUCGUUCUGUACAAGAAACACGGCGAGCGGCGCGUCAGGACAGACCAUCACUGGCACCACAGGAAUUACAGAGAAUCUUAUUCGAAGAAAGCAACCGUGCCUUUGGAAAGGAUCUUGACGGAACACUCGUUUCUCCUGAUGAAAUGACGGAUUCAGUGUGGAAGGAUAUCUACAAAACGUCGAAGAACGACCCUCAAGUAAUGCAAGCCUGGCGGGAUGAUCUCAGGAAAAGACCAAGGUACGUUGGCCACGACGAUCAUUGAAUUCGAGUCUGACUGCGCUACAGGGACACAGGUAAGAACAUAUGG
This is a messenger RNA of Mycena citricolor, 2168 nucleotides long. The record is from the annotation of a GenBank genome assembly. NCBI's taxonomy places the organism in Eukaryota, Fungi, Basidiomycota, Agaricomycetes, Agaricales, Mycenaceae.